AUGGCUUCGACACCAGCGCCGGGAACCGGCGAACCGCCUGCCGAAGGCGCUGAUGAUGCCGCCGCCGAAGAGGCCGCAAAGAAAACCGAACUCUAUGGAGGUGUCAUGCCACCAGAGGUCGAAGAAUCACCAAUUGCGCCAUGCAUUCAGAAGCUCAAAAGUGCAAUGACGGUCGAAUUGAUAAUCUUCAUCAUUGGCGUCGCUCUCGCAUUCAUUUCGUUCGGAAUCCUAUUCCUCUUCCACAUUUUGUCGUCGAAUGGCACCAUUCUGUUUGUCAAAUUGCCGCCGACACCACGAAAAGUGCCGAUGAAAGUUGUCGAGGAAGUCACUCAGGCGGCAUUGAAGGCAGUUAGCCAUAAAUAA
Messenger RNA from Caenorhabditis bovis, 363 nucleotides. NCBI's taxonomy places the organism in Eukaryota, Metazoa, Nematoda, Chromadorea, Rhabditida, Rhabditidae. The record is from the annotation of a GenBank genome assembly.